CGGAACGAGAAGCUCAUGGGGAACAGGUGCGCGCAUGCGCAGUCCCGUAUACGGAGGAACAAUUACGGAAACAUCGAUAUGUCGUGUGUGCCUGUUUUAGCAAUUUUGGGUUCCACGGGAUGUGGAAAAUCCCGUCUAAGCAUCGAAUUGGCGAAAAGAUUUUCUGGUGAAAUUGUUUCAGCUGACAGCAUGCAGCUGUACAAGAACCUUGACAUCAUCACUGCCAAAGUGACGAAAGAAGAAAAAGGAAGUGUGCCGCAUCACAUGCUAGACGUCGUAGACCCUUUGAAUCUUGAUUUCUGCGUAAAGCAAUUCCAGAAAAUGACCCUACCCAUUAUAGACGAUCUGCUGGCCAGGCAAAAGCUACCGAUCAUUGUUGGUGGGACCAAUUAUUACAUUGAGGCUCUUCUAUGGAAGAUACUGGUUAGUGGUCGGAAUACCGAUUCGUCGGAUAAUUCGUGUACGGAAGAGGUCCAUGACGGGAAUGAUGAAGUAGACAAGAUGGAAAAGAUAUCGAUUCGGGACACCGACGAGAGCACUGAAGAACUUCACAAGAGAUUGUGGAAGGUCGACCCGGAGAUGGCUAAGCGGCUGCAUCCGAACAACAGGAGGAAAAUCAUUCGGUCACUGGAAGUGUUUGAAAAUCACGGCGUAACUCUCUCGGAAAUUUUGAGAGUUCAGCGGACUACCAGUGGUUCUGGAUUAGGCGGCCUUCUGAGAUAUCCGAACUCCAUCUUAAUAUGGCUCCAGUGCAAGCAGACAGUCCUCGAGGAGCGGCUGAGCAGCAGGGUCGAUGCCAUGCUGGAGACCGGUCUGAUACAGGAACUGCUUGACUUUCAUCAGAGGUACAACCAGCAACGGAUUGAGAGCAACACGUUACCGGACUACACCAAAGGCAUCUUUCAGACCAUCGGCUUCAAAGAGUUCCACAGUUACUUGAUACUGUCCGAGGAGGAGAAGCAGGAGAAAAAGGGUCAGGAAUUACUGCAGAAAGGGAUCGACGACCUAAAGCUAGUUACCAAAAGAUACGCUAGAACACAAGAGAGAUGGAUCCGCAAUCGUAUGAUUCGCCGCUCGGAUAGACAGGUGCCUCCUAUUUAUAUAUUGGACUGCACUGAUUUGAACGCAUGGAAUAGUUGCGUAUACGAGAAAGCUGUGGCUAUAGUGGAGGCAUCGUUGAGGGGAGAGAAACCCGAGCAAAAGCCUGUGAACGAGUUUGUCAUCGACGUCAAAAAUACAGACAGCAGUAACGAGGAAUGUCGCUAUUGUGAUAUCUGUGAAAAAACAUUAGUUGGUGAACAGUGGGACAUACACCUGAAAGGUAUGAGACAUCAAAGGGCUCUAAAGAGGAAGAAGAAAUUUGCGGAACAACAGAAAAGCAAGAACAUGAAACAGUCAGAACCAGAGGAGUUGAAAAUCGAUGCAGAAAAUCAAAGUUGAUUUUAAUUUCUUUGAUUCUAUCUUAUAAAAUAUAUGUAAAAUAAUAAUGCCCUUCAAGCAUGUAUUUCACUCACAAUGUUCAAAGACUGAUGCUAAUAAUGAAGAUUUUAAAUAUAGAUUAUUUUAUGCAAAGUCUUUUAAGACUAUUACAUUAAUUUUGUC
Messenger RNA from Nomia melanderi (Alkali bee), 1602 nucleotides. RefSeq names its product tRNA dimethylallyltransferase. Gene Ontology annotation, cellular component: mitochondrion. NCBI's taxonomy places the organism in Eukaryota, Metazoa, Arthropoda, Insecta, Hymenoptera, Halictidae. The record is from RefSeq and is a predicted model, not a curated record. Gene Ontology annotation, molecular function: tRNA dimethylallyltransferase activity. Gene Ontology annotation, biological process: tRNA modification.